Messenger RNA from Juglans microcarpa x Juglans regia, 848 nucleotides. RefSeq lists its product as uncharacterized. NCBI's taxonomy places the organism in Eukaryota, Viridiplantae, Streptophyta, Magnoliopsida, Fagales, Juglandaceae. Bases 250 to 747 code for a protein of 165 amino acids. The record is from RefSeq and is a predicted model, not a curated record. The transcript has 2 exons.
AGGUCUAGGCAAGUUGAGCCUGGUCAUGAAAAAUAUACUUUAAAGGAAGAUGAUGAUUUGCGUGCUAAAUUAACCUUGUUGUCUAGAAAAAUGAAAGCCAUGGAAUUGAAAAAGGUGAAUGAAGUGCAUGCUGUCCAUAAAAAUUCUGAGAAGUGUGGCAUAUGUGAGGAUCAUGGGCAUUCAACUAAUGAGUGUCCCACGAUCCCCGCAUUCAAAGAGGUGUUGUAGGACCAAUCUAAUGCUGUAAAUAUGAUACAUAAACCGUAUUCUGGUUCUUACUCUAAUUCUUACAAUUCAGGAUGGAGAAACCACCCAAAUUUUGGGUGGAGGAAUGACCAGCAAGUAGAUCCAGCAGCCUUGGCUUCGGGACCCUCUCAACUCACAAUUCAAGCACCUACAAUGCAAAUGAAAGGACUUGAGGAGAUGGUACAACAAUUGUCAAACACCUUGCAGCAGUUUAUGCAAGGUCAAACAACAAUCAACAGUCAAAACUCUCAAGCGAUAAAUGACAUUCAGAGCACACUUACAAAGAUGACUAUGGCAUGGAGCUCUCAAGAAAAAGGAAAAUUUCCUGCACAACCUCAACCCAAUCCACAAAGUCAGCCACCUCAAGGAGCGGUUGAGAGUUCAAAUGUUAGGCAAGUGAAGGCAGUCACUACUUUGAGAAAUGGUAGGGUGGUGAACAUUCCAGCUCAAGGUUCAGACAAGACUAGCAACCUUAAGACUUGGAAGAUGUACAAGAAGUAAAUUUGUUGGAAAGCAUCCUUGAGGAAGAGGCUUAUUUGGCAUACCAGCCCACUAACCUGCUGUUUGAGUUAGAAAAUAUUUGUGAUCUCAUCACUGAUGAU